AGCUCUGGAAGACAAAAACAUUGGCCCACUCAUCAAAAUUAUAAUGAUCUGCUACAUUCAAAAAGGCAGAGGUGGGGGACCUGGGCACCACUGACAGAGGCAAUGACCUGCAGAUUGAGACAUAUGUGGAGAAGAUGUUGAUGACAGAGACCCAGCUGGAGCCCUGAUUUCUAAACAAGAUGCAUUCACUGCUCGACCUUGGGAAAACAGGUUUUUGGAAUGUGCCUUACAUUUUGAUUCAUUUACAAGGGUCAGCAUUUUGUUUUACACUCAUAUUCAUAGUUUAUUUCUACAUGCCGUGCGUAGUAACAUUGUGGUGAGAGGAUGAGAAUCCUGCCUAUUAAUGAGGAGUGGAUCUCAGUCAAAACAAGGUUUCCUAAUUGUCACGCCAACUUUGUUCCACAAAUUCAUAUUUGUUUAUGUUGUUGGAAUCAAAUUUAUCCUUGCUUCUAUCCUGACAGGUUUGCUAAUGAUGCACUGAAAAGGCAGAAGCUUAUUCAGCCAAUGAAACAUUUUUCUGGGCAAUUGGUUUCCACAACCUGGGAAGAUGAUUCAAGUUGCUGGAGCAACAUGUAAGGAGUUGUGGGAAGUGAUGUGGCUGCUGUUGCUGGAGGGAUGGUGGAUGCAGAGACUCUCAUUUCCUGAAAGACAUGCUGAACUGUUUGAAUAGCGACAUCCUGUGCAGUGAGGAGGCAUUCCUCACAGCUGGAGCUGGGUCUUGGUUAAAGCAAAGCAUCCUGUUGUUGUUGCCAUUGUGAGCAGUUGCCCACACAGAGUGGAUGGGGCCAAAAUGAUUGUUUCUAACCCUCUUGUCAGCAGUGGAGUGGAGGAAACCUAGAAGGUUCUCUGUGUGCUAUACAGGUCAGAAUUAAGGCAAACCUGCCUAACAGGCCAGAGCUCAGGAGGGACUUUUCUGCAAUACACAAUAGACAUGUAUGUACAAGCCAGGAGUGGACAGUAUCAGGAAGAAUCCACUCAACGUACUAUUCCUACUUGGAGCUGAUGCAGGCUGCAUAACUCGCCAUGACCUCCCUGAGGAUAGUUUCAUAAUUUAUCAAGGUCAGCUGUCUUACUGCACAGCAACUGCAUAGCACAUCAUAUUUACAUUUAAUUAUGUAUAGCUUCUCAAAGAAACAGACUUAAUUCCUGACAGUACAAUAUUUACAGAAAAUUGACAAAGAAAAGCUUAUAGCAAAUGAGUAAAGUGAAUCAAUAAAUGGAGCGGCUUCCAUACAGUGCACACUUUUUUUGUAAGCACACAAGGGUUUACCAAAAACUUUGAAAAGUUAUUGCAACAGAUGGUGACAUCUAGCCUCUCUUUUAGAAAAUGAAGCAGGGCUUUUAUGUGACAAGUAAGUUACUACUACUCAAAUCAAAACCAUCCAGGAAAAAACAGCAGUGAUUUAUAAAUUCCCUCACUGUUUUGGGGUACAGCCUCAAAUCCAUCUCUGCAUGCUGAGGAAACUUUUGAAAAUCAUUGAGCUGUGUUUACUGGUGUAUAUCAAUAUUACAAUUUAAUAUUACAUGGGCAAGCACAUUGUCAUGGUGUGCAAUAUAAGACAAGUUUAUAUUUGCCAUGGACAGUAGUUGAUGUGUAAAGUUUAGAACCACCAUAUUUUAAGAAUUAAGCUCUCAGGUUGAAAUGGGGAUAUAUUUCAUAACUGAGAAAUGUUUCGACAUCUAGUGUUUUUUUAUACAGUGGUUGGAGAAAAAAAAGGGAAAUAAUUAGCAUACUGUCCCAAAUAUUAUUAUAUUAGUAUUUGGAAGCUAAUACAAUGCUUAACAUGCAAAGCUUUUCUUUAAAUAAACUUUCAGUUGUUCAAGUUUGCAAAGUUUUAUGUCUGAACUUAAAAUUUACUAACCUUCACCCACAGAUCCAAGAAGCAGCUUGUGCCAGACGAUGGACAAGUGUGUGAAAGCUGUCACACAGGGAGCACAACCUGAUGACGAGCCAGCCAUAUGCAAAUUCAUAUCUUCAUAAUCGUUUUUGAUUAUUUUUUAUUUGCACUUAUGUGUAACUAUAGUAGAUGUUUUAAUUGCAGUGAAUAUUUAAGCUUAUGUCCCUACAAAGGUAAAUGUAGUGUCAUGUCUUCCUGUAAUAUUGCCAGUUUUUAUAUUAUAUUUUUCUAGAGGUGCAUUCACAGUAUUGAAAGUUUAUCUACUUAUUGUGAUAUUUACUGAAUCAAUUAUCUGUAUUAAACUUAUUAAUCUUGGCACUUACCCUGGUUAGGUCGGUGCUAAUAUUUAAAGUAUUAUCAUCAUAAACUGCUGACAGUUUUCUGUUUUAGUGUUUGUCCACCUAUCCCACUUGUCUUGAGAAGUCUCGAGCUCCGGUAUCUGAUUGGCACGUGGUCCAUCAUCAGUGAACAGCGGCAACUGUGGCAGCAGAGCUGAUAAGUCAUUCAUAUGGAGGAUGAUAGCCGUGGUCCAGGUGGAUUUUACACUGCAACACUUCACUGGACUUCCCGGUUUAAGGGCUCACCUCAGCUUUUUAAAAAUGUGCCACAUAUAAACGGCAUAUACACUGCAGUUCCUUGCAUAAAUCGAUUAAAAUGACACUUGCACGAUGUAGAGGUUUUUAUAACAAACUUGAAUUUCCAAUAUGGUAGGAGAGGUUGUUGUUGUUGAACGGACUGAUGUCAUGUCCCCGCAGUGCCUGUAGUGGUGCUGUGAGGAGUCUGCUGUGGAUCCAUCAAAAAUCCUCAGCAGCCAACCUACUGCUUGUAAUUUGCUCUGGAUAGCCUUUAUUUACAUGCAUUCUUAUUUCGAGAUAUAUCGAGCUCGAUGAAGACAGCUCUUACGAUCCUAUCUCGAAUAUCGAUGCGCAAAUAGCUUAGCUGAUUCUAAUAGACAUUUCGGCCGUCUAUCUGGAGCGAAUACCUUACACAGCCCAUACCAGUUCAAGGUAAGCGAAAGCGUAUAAAGCCUCGUCCUCGAUUUCUGUGUGUACUGUUUCACACAGGCGUCAGCGGGUGAGGGCUCCUACUGGAUGUCGCUGCGCUGUUGAAGCUAAAGGCCUCUUAUUUAUGACUCAUUCUUAUGUAACUUGUGAUCUGACCGAAUGAAUUUUUGACUUGGCAAAUAUGUUAAGUCUCGCUAUAUUGACGUUUUUUUAAGUCUUACUGCCUUCUGGUGUCACAGUAUGUGGCUAUAAUUAAUAGCGAUUAUGACCGAGGCCUUUGAUAACAGGCCUGAAGCCUCUCAUGUUGAGCCUUUGUUAGGAAGCAUUUUGCUAUAAAUAUAUCAUGUUGUAUUGACUGAAGUCAUACGACUGGGAAGUAUUAUUUAGUUAAUAUAUUUUUUGUCUGCGCUUACAUUCGCAAAUAAAACUACACUGAAAAUAGACCUUUACGGUAUCAUAAUUUGCGCAUGUUUCCGUUUCCUGGUUAGCUACCGCCUACUAAUUUAUGUUUUUAGCUUCGAUAGCGUGUUAGCUAACGUGGAUUAUUUGACUUCUCGUGUCUGCUGGGUGUCGCGAAUGACUUAUUUGUCACGCUUAACUCGUUUAUGCGAUGAUACAGUGAUGUGUGUUGCAUACAGAUAUGAUUAUUACUUAAUAUUUAAAAGUUUUACCAUAUCUACGUCGGCUGCAAGCUAAUGCUGACAGGCUAGCCUCACGUACUCAAAUGGUAGUUGUGCUAGCGGGUGUUUGUCACCGUUUGUUGCCUGUCCGGUUCUCUGACUUAAUUUUUUUUCUAAAAUUGACUUGGCGGCUGUAAAUUAUGGUGGUAAAUAUGACUGUGCGUGCAUGUCAGGGCCGAUGCUUAAUCGGCAUCAACCUGAAGAUUCACAAUUAAUGCGAGAACUAAAGCUACUCGUGACGCUAGGCAGCUAAAGCUACAAUUAUCUUCUGUGUUUUUGUGUUUUGCCAGUGUCAGUCUUUUUAUUUAAAUAUUAUGUUAGGAAACAAGGCUGGGCGCCUUAUUCGGUUGAAGAAUACUUUUCAAAAGAGGUUUGGAAUUAUGUGUACACACUAGUAAGUUACUUUUCUUUAACGCUGUCCGACAUAUCGCUGUCAUUCAGUAUAUCAUUUUACCAUCAUAAUGUUUUAUAGGUGCCAGCUGUACUGAGAAACUUUUGAACUUCGGAGUACAAUGACAUCUCUCUCAGUUGUUCCCCAAAAGAGUGACUGAAAGCACCCAGUUGGUGUAAAGAAGCAAAGCUUGCCAAGUCUAAUGUCUUCAAAAAUGAUCUGUAAGGAUUUUUGAAUUGUCUUUAUUUUUCACAAUAUUUACUUAUCAAGAAGUCAGCUAAAAGUUUUGACUUAAAUAUUAUCCCUCAAUUUAGAUUGAUAUUCAUUGAUCUCACACUGGUGAAAUACAAAAAAGGUCACAGGUAGAUAGGUGACAAAUACAAUAAGCAAAAAAAAACCAUCAAAUUGAGAAGAUAUAACUACAAAAAUUGAAAGUCAUCGUAAAAUAGCUAUGCCACCCAACCCCAUGUGUGUACACACGGCCCACCUCUUAAGUAUGAAGUGUAAGUAAUGUAAUUCCUGGUUUUUCCUGACUUUAUCCCAUCAGCUGAUGUUGUCUAGGACAAGAGUCACGUGAUGUAUGAAGGCAAACACAUACACUUCUCAGAGGUGGACAAUAAGCCGUUGUGCUCAUACAGCCCAAAGCUCUGCAAGCAGCGCAGACUUAAUGGCUAUGCUUUCUGUAUCCGGCACGUUCUGGAGGACAAGACAGCCCCCUUCAAGCAAUGCGAAUAUGUGGCUAAGUACAACAGCCAGAGAUGUACCAACCCCAUCCCCAAGUCUGAGGACCGCAGGUACUGUAACAGCCACCUUCAGGUCCUCGGCUUUAUCCCCAAAAAGGAACGAAAAAAGAAGCAUGAUGCAUUGGAGGAAAUGCGCUCACGGGCUCACCUGGAGUCAGUGGCACUUAACAUAACUGUUCCCUCUUUAGCUCUGAAAGCUCCCAAUGGUCUUGAUGAACUUCCACCAUCUCCCCCUUGUACUCGUCUGUUACCCCUCCCUGAUGGGGAACUCCCAGACCCUUUUGCCUUUUACGAGGACGACACUGAUGGGGAGGAGGUGGUUACUCCUCGGAAGGGUAACUCCAUCAAGAAGAAAAUACAGAGCCGGCUGGUGCUCAACCAGAAACUCUGCCAUAAUACGGACCUCUUUCAGCCACCUUCUGAGCACUUUAGCCCCUCCCCUGUCCCCCGUGUCCACCCCUCCUCACCUCUCAACACUCAUCUCCCACGGCAGCAGUCAGGUAUUCUUCACCCACCCCAGCACUCCAAUGUGACUUCCUUCAUCUUCCCAGGACAGCAGCAGGGUUUAUUAUGCAAUCCACCACCACCUCAGUCAGUCAACUUUCUGCCUCCAGGGAUGCCCGCUAAUGCAGCACCCAGUCCAGUGCAACCUUCUGGGCCAUCACUGAGCAGGAAAAUGCCUUUCACUGCUACUCACUUGCCCGUCCGUUGCAAGGACAGUGUCGGUAACAGUCAGCGGCAAGUGGUUGUCAUGCGUCCAACUACCUUCUCACCUUCUGCCAGCUGUUUAGCCAGGUUGCAACAUCUGGUGCAGCUCUGUGCCAAGAGACAUCGGGAAUAUGGAGACCUCUUUCCACAUCUAGGUUUGGACUGGUCAGAAGACAGUGCUGAUGAUGAUGGUGUUGAUGAAGAAGAGGCACAGAAAUGUAUGCCUUUUCAGACCUCUUGGAAACCACAGAAUGGGUUGGAAGGCGACUGUAGUUCCUCACGGAGAAUGCGUUUACUGAGGCUUUGCUCAUACCUCCGGGAGAAAUACAAGCACAUGUGUAGACAGGAGAGGGCGAUUAUCCGACAAAAACGAUAUGGUUAUGCCUUCCGCAAAGCUUUGCUACAUGCUGCUGGUAACAACCCAGACUGUGCUGGCCAGCUCAUCCAGGAUUUUGGUGGUGCCUCUCGAAGCUCCACAAGUGUUGCUCCAGUAAAGCAGGAGAACACAGAAACGGGGACCUGCACAGGCAGCACUAAGGGCCAGGCCUGCAGCAACAGAGCUCUGCCUUUUACUCAACACUGCUUUCAGCACAUUCUAUUGAAUCGUUCCCAGCAGCUCUUUGCUAGUUGCACAGCCAAAUUUGCAGAUGGUCAGCAGUGCUCCAUCCCUGUGUUUGAUAUCACGCAUCAGACACCCCUCUGUGAAGAGCAUGCCAAAAAGAUGGAUAACUUCCUACGUGGGGACGGAAACCGACGUGUGCAGCACCAGCAACAGCGAAAGCCGCGUAAAAAGACCAAACCACCGGCACUCACCAAAAAACACAAGAAGAAGAGGAGGAGAGGGCCACGACGGCCUCAGAAACCCAUCCCUCCGGCGCUGCCACAGGGGAACCUGGGAAUGCCUUCUAUAAGCCUAACGAUGCCCUCACAGGCCAGCAUUAGGAGCCCUUCAACUCCAGACCUGAGUACCGAAGAGCUUCCUGAUGACAUCACCAACGAAAUGGCAGACAUUCCAAAUGACCUUGAGCUAAACCAGGAGGAUUUCUCUGAUGUGUUACCCAGACUACCCGAUGACCUGCAGGACUUUGACUUGUUUGAAGGUAAGAACGGCGAUCUUCUGCCCACCACAGAAGAGGCUGAGGAGCUAGUGCGAGCACUGCAGGCAAUGGGGUCCUACCCAGACUCUUUAGUGUGCCUGACCUCAAUGGCAGACCUGGCCCCAUCUGAAGGCGUGGACCACCGAGCAUUGACUGUGUUCUCUGGUCCAGUUCAGCCGGGGACUAUGGGGGAUCUGCUCAGCAGCCGCAUCCCGACAGAGAAUUAUACUAGUCUGGAGCUAGAGGACAACAUACUGCAGUCCGGUGGGGGACACUUUCCCCCCUCGCCUCCAUCUCAGCCCACAAAUCAGCCCCUGACGUCAUCCUCUUCUCCAGUAGCCUCCUCCACCACAUCACUGCUCACUCAGACCUCCAUUACAGAGCGAACGUUUUCUCGGACACACACAUCCCUUGUCAUGGCCAAGUCGGAUGCACCCACAUCAUCUCCUCAAGGCAGCCACUACAGCAGUGAGCAUGUUCCAUCCCCAUACAGUGACCACAUAUCUUCUCCCCAUGCCAGCUCCUUCCAGACUGACACCCCUCUGCUGCUGGAAGUCCCUCUCAGUGGAGUACCAGGAGCCCCACGCUCAUCAUGGAAUAAUCUCACUCUUCCCCUCACCGACCCCACACAGUUUGGCAAUCUCAUAGGAGCAGAAAGUCAUCUCAUAUCCACCUCUCUAUCCACUCCCCCAGCCACCACCACACAUUCUGUGACGCUGCAGCCCAUGGCUGCCCUCUCAGCAAUGCCUCAGAGCGGCAUGACAGGUUUAACAACUCCCCCCGCCCCCUCGUCCUCCCUCCCCUCAUCCUCUCACGAUCUUCUGAACUCCACACAGCCCAAGCAACAGCUCCCUCAAUUCAGUGCGGCCUUUGGCCAUCAGUUGGCCUCCCACAGUGGCAUUCCGAAAGACGUUCAACCUAGCCACAGCUCCACAGCGCCUCCUGCUGGCUUUUCCGUAGUUAGUGCCACUGCUGCAAGUGCCAACAGCGCCACACCACCGUUCACGCAGAGCAAAUGAGGGCAGGGCGGCCUGCAGCUGCUUAACGAUGGCCUGUGGACUCGAUCCUACUACCACCGUCGACUGGCUUCAAAACGACCAACCUUCGUCACCUGCAACACGUGUGCAAUGUGGUUAAAGUGCACUAUUUGACAAAAGAAUUUGCACAACCUCAGAUUUCCCUCUAAUUUAAUUAGUUUGCUCUGUAGCCAGGCCACCUCUGGGGUUUGAAGUAGGUGCGAGUCCACACGUUUGAUGCCUUGUGGUCUCGUCAGCGGGAGUUUAGAGUCGGACGUCGCAGAUCUUGUGCUGAAAUAAACGGGUGGAAAUUGGCAGAAUGUUUGAAGAGAUUAUCUGUGUCACAGUGCUGUCAGUCAGUUUAGUUUGCUUUGCCAGUCAAAAGUCCUUAAAAUGAUCAACUGUGCCCUGCCUUGCUCAGAUGGCCAUUGCAUUUUUUUUUUUUUUCCACCUUUUCCAUACACUGCUUCUGUCUCCCCAACCCCCCCGAAAUCAAACAGAAUUUGUGAUAUUUGUGACCUAUUAUGUUUCAAGCUAUGUAACUGUUAUGAUAUAGAAUCUUACGGAGUCAGAUAUCACAGUCAUGAAUUUACCAAAAAUACUUUUAAACAGCUGUUUUUAUAUUGUGUAUAAUAUAUGUGCUAAUUUAAAUGUUUGCUCAGACAUCAAAAUCUCUGACCUCACCGUUGGUUGUGGGUCUUUGAGUGGCCUAGUAGACACUUGAAGAUAAACAUAGUUUCUUAAAGCAAUAAUCACAUUAACUCUAGCAUUGUAAGAUAUUUUAUUGGUCUCAUUUGGUCUCACUCUUUCAUGUAGCGUCACUUGUUGAAUCUGGGAUUCGUUCAGUAUAUUUUCCAUGCUCAUACAGUUUAACUCAAAACGAGAGAAUAUACAAACUCAUGAUCAGGUCAGUCGAACUCGUUUGAAAUCAAGUGGAGUCGUGAGGCCAAUAAACAACAUUCAGUGUUAUAGAAAGGACGACAAAGGAGUGAUCCAGGGACUUUUAAGUGUCUGCUAUCAAAGGUGCUCUCUGAUCCAGAUGUACAAUGGUCUCUACUGACUUGUCUCAUGAAAGGAUUCCGAGGAAACACACUUUAAUAUGUCGAUGCCGCUACUUUGAAAAGGCUAAGGCAGUGAAUUGGCACUGGAAAAAUUCUUUUACUUAUUAGCUCAGUGUAAUGUGAUGGUAUUAAUCGAUGUGGUGUUGAGCACAUCGGGGCGAAGCACCGUCUGUUUUACUUGGUUAAGAAAGGUUUUAAAGCUAAGUAACGCAAACCAAGGGGCGGUCUGGAUUUUAAAAAAUCGGAGGAUUCAGCGAUGCAUCGGUGACUACACACGUGACUGACCUGUCAGACAUUGUUGAGUAUUAGGUAUGUAAUAGCGUAGCAGUCUCCAUCUUGGGGUUUGUGGGUGAAUUACUGAGUAGCAAUGGAUUGAAAUUAUUUACAAUGUAUUCAGUGGAACCUGUCUUGUUGAACGAGUCUCUUGCUUUCAAUGGCUAUCAAAAGUCUGAGGGAUCAACGUUUGUUUGCCGUCACUUUUGUUUUUAAUGAUGUUCUGAUGGAGAAUAUGUUUUGAUAGCUGCGAAACGUAAGGAAAAGAAUUCCGAGAUCAUUCAGAGCAGUGGCCUUUUUGUUUGAGAGCGUUAUAAUAUGAAUAUUAGAUCAAGGUCACUUGGAUUUGAUUCUCGGUGACAUGAGGCAAUGAAAUAUAUACAUCACCAUUUCAAUUAUGCUUUUUGUCCAAUGUUGAUUUGCACAGGAUUAGCCAGUGGUGUUUCACAUGUCCUGUGCCUUUUUUUCCUUUUAAUCCCCCCCACACACACACACACACAGACACAGGUGCCAUCAUUUACCAGCUGUGUGAAGGCCAAUUGCUGUCUCUCCUUUCCCACAGAGAAUACAUGCAGUUUAAACCUGUAGCGUCACCAGAGACUGCAGUGUUUUCCCCCCACAAUCAGGUUGGAAGAAAAUGUUUGCAAGGCAAUACUGUUGCAUUCACAGAUCAGGAGAUCACUUGCUGCACCAGUUUCCUCUCCCGACCACCACGUAGAACAAAAUGUAACAGGGCUGUUAGGCACAUGUAACCGCUUGAAUCCGAGAUGGCUGACAAAUUCCUAUACUCAUUGAAUGUACUGUAUUACUGUUUUUAAAGAUAGGAUGAGCUAAUCUAGUCACCUUUUGUUAUUGGUCCUUGUUUAAUUUGUCUAAGGUAUUUUUUGUAUACAAAGGUUUACAUUUUUAUGUAUAUUUUUCUUGUGUACAAAAUAUGUAAUAUGUGUACAAACACUGUAUGUAAUAUCUGUAUAUAGCGUGAGAAAUUUGAUCUUUUGUUUUUGGAUGUAUAAAUAAAAACUUGCUGUGAGGUAUUUGCUGACA
Molecule: messenger RNA, 9915 nt
Organism: Solea senegalensis (Senegalese sole)
Lineage: Eukaryota; Metazoa; Chordata; Actinopteri; Pleuronectiformes; Soleidae
Gene: ino80da
Product: INO80 complex subunit D
Exons: 11
Coding region: 4550-7540 (996 amino acids)
Cellular component (GO): nucleus
Source: RefSeq, a predicted model, not a curated record